Molecule: messenger RNA, 1185 nt
Organism: Eruca vesicaria subsp. sativa (arugula)
Lineage: Eukaryota; Viridiplantae; Streptophyta; Magnoliopsida; Brassicales; Brassicaceae
Source: the annotation of a GenBank genome assembly
CUUAAACCCUAAACCCAUUUCCGACGAUCUUCCCCCCUCGCUUCUCCGCGACAUUAUCAAAGCUAUCAGGUUUUCAGGAAAAGAUGAAUCUCAACAACGUGAAAGUUCCGAAGGUGCCAGGUGGAGGUGCUGUAUCUGCGUUGCUUAAGGUUGGGAUUAUUGGUGGGCUUGGUCUCUACGGUGCCACUCACAGUCUCUACAAUGUCGAUGGAGGUCAUCGUGCCAUCAUGUUCAACCGUUUAGUCGGUGUUAAAGACAAGGUUUACCCUGAGGGUACACACCUGAUGGUUCCUUGGUUUGAAAGGCCGGUCAUCUAUGACGUUCGUGCUCGACCUUACCUUGUUGAGAGUACAUCCGGAAGCCGUGAUCUCCAGAUGGUGAAAAUUGGGCUAAGGGUUCUCACGCGUCCCAUGGCAGAUCAGUUACCUGAGAUCUACAGAACCCUUGGUGAGAACUACAGCGAGAGAGUUCUGCCUUCUAUAAUCCACGAGACUUUGAAAGCUGUUGUUGCUCAGUACAACGCAAGCCAGCUUAUCACUCAGAGAGAGGCGGUCAGUAGGGAGAUCAGGAAGAUUCUGACUCAACGAGCAACAAACUUCAACAUUGCGCUUGACGAUGUGUCCAUCACGACCCUGACAUUUGGGAAAGAGUUCACUGCUGCCAUUGAAGCAAAGCAGGUGGCGGCUCAAGAAGCUGAGAGGGCUAAGUUCAUUGUUGAGAAGGCCGAACAAGACAAGAAAAGUGCAGUUAUCCGCGCCCAGGGAGAAGCCAAGAGUGCUCAGCUCAUAGGUCAAGCAAUUGCAAACAACCAAGCGUUCAUAACGCUCAGGAAGAUAGAGGCGGCAAGAGAGAUUGCUCAAACCAUAGCAAACUCGGCCAACAAGGUGUACCUGAGCUCUGAUGAUCUUUUGCUUAACCUGCAGGCGAUGAAUUUGGAAGUGGAUCCAAAGAAGUAGAGAGGCUUCUUAAGUAAAACUCUCAUGUGGGUUGUGUCAGUCUUUUCAAUUCCUCGCAUCGUUUGGAUCAAAAGCUUAGAUAUUUGGAUUGUUAUAUACCUUUUAAGUUGUUCUUGGGACUCAUUAUCCCAUUAAAAAAAAAGGAAGAAGAGACUUUGCUGAAUGAGUCAAUUGUAAUAAACAUGUCGUUCGGGAGAGAUUAAAAAAAGUAUUGAGACUUGCAUUUGGA